UCAGAGAAUUUUCACAAAUAUUCUCUAUUGUUGUAUGAUUUGUUUAGAUAUGCCAUUUCCCAAGAAAUGUAGCAUUAAAACCCAUGCAACAAUUUGCAAGGACUCUGAACAAAGGACCCUUUUCAGAGUUCAGGGAAAAAAAGUGAGAAGUGAGAUUAUUGAAAAGUUAAAGGAAGAGGGGGAACUUAAUCCCAAAGGAACCUACAUCUGUGAAAGAUGUAUAAAGCAUGCUGAGGCAAGAAUUGUCCCUAAAAGAAAAAAAGACACCAUUGUUGCGGAGAUGGUGCAAAAAAUUGAGAAUGGUGACAUUGAAGAAGAUGACUUGGAGAUGAUUAUGAAGAAGAGAAUCUUUAAAAGUUUUUGAUGACAGUUUAGUUGCCGGUUCAAUUUAUAAAAAUGAUGACAUGUUAAAACAUUUUGAUCCAGCUCGCUACAUGUCUGAGAGGAAUGGUCCUCUUCUUGCCUUUUUAAAGGGGUUGAUGCAUGAGGGGGAUUUCUAUCAGAAGGAAAAAGCAGUGGUUAUUAGCAAUGCAGUGGACAGCGUUUACUACCUUGUAAACACAAAAUUUGUUGCUCCACUUGCAUUUGCUAAAUCCCUUCUUAUAUACACUAAGACAGGUAGCAAAGAAGGCGUCAAUGUUGCUAGUGCUGCAACACCAAGCGGAAGCUAUACAUCUAUACUAAACUGGCUAAAAGCCAACAGCCAAGAGAAAAUAAAGAUCCCCGAUAAUUCGGAUGUUAUAUCUUUUUUUGAUAACAACCAGGUGAUUGGUAGAAAAUGGCGGGUCAAGAACGAUUUCAAGGCGGAGUCAUCCGUUAUCACAUCUGUGGCUCAUAUGCAGCCCAGAAGUGAUAUUCAGAGAAACAUGGAGCUUGCGCCUUCAAAGUGGCAGAGUUUCCAUGUGCAGGCAAAGAAGGACUCUCUGGAAAAGUUGAAAGCGCAAGAAAUAUUAUUUGAAAAAGAUUUCAGUAAAUCAAGACAUGGAUUUAUUUCUAAGAGAAUCAAUGAGAUAAUCAAACAACAAUCCAAAGAAGAUGGAUGGAAGGAUCAUGUCGACAAGAAAAAAGACCAUCCACGGGAAAUAGAUCCCCCAAACGAGAGAUACACGUUCAUUCCUAGCUGCCAUGAAGCAGGGCCAAGCAAGGUUAUUGCUGGAGAACCUAUUUUUGAGAACCCUUGUUCGUAUGAGGCUGUAGAGAAGGUGCUUGACCAUCUCCUGGAGGAGGCAGAGGUUGGUACGACACGACAUUGGACGGCAGUAGGAUGUGACGGCCUCCCCUACGUUCUCGCCUCGAGGAUCAUCGAGGAGUUGUAUAUUUGCCCAACGUGUCGUAUCCAAUAUGACGAAGACGAGUUCAUUAACCAUAUUGAGACUUCAAAACAUGCGAAUGAUUUAGAGGAAGGAAGGAAAUAUAGGAAUAUUUUAAUGCUAGCAGGACAUGGCCACUUUGAAAUCAAUAUGACCAAGGCGCUUUUCAAACUCCUUUGGGAUGUGUGCUUAUUAAUGGAGCUCGCAAAAAUGCUGGGCUUCAAGAGUCCGAAGGCCCUUGCAGCAUGCCAGGCUGCCCACGGUAUAGAAUUUAUAAAUUAA
This is a messenger RNA of Saccostrea cuccullata (small rock oyster), 1592 nucleotides long. RefSeq lists its product as uncharacterized. The coding region runs from base 405 to 1592 and encodes 395 amino acids. NCBI's taxonomy places the organism in Eukaryota, Metazoa, Mollusca, Bivalvia, Ostreida, Ostreidae. The record is from RefSeq and is a predicted model, not a curated record. The transcript has 10 exons.